Molecule: messenger RNA, 1169 nt
Organism: Musca domestica (house fly)
Lineage: Eukaryota; Metazoa; Arthropoda; Insecta; Diptera; Muscidae
Product: FAM172 family protein homolog CG10038
Exons: 7
Coding region: 87-1136 (349 amino acids)
Biological process (GO): regulatory ncRNA-mediated heterochromatin formation
Cellular component (GO): nucleus
Molecular function (GO): siRNA binding
Source: RefSeq, a predicted model, not a curated record
UGUGGUUUGCCAAAAUCGAUUAUUCGAUUAAUCGACAUACCUAUCGCAGGGUUACCACAUCUCCCAUAUCUUCUACAACAAACUAAAUGUCAAAGUUGUUAAGAAGUUGUUGGAAAUCCUUUUCCAUUUGGAGGACAUCAACAAGAACGUUGAAGAAAACAAUGUCUGUUGAUAUGAGUUCAUCGGGCUCAACAAGUCCCACUUCUAAGAGUGGCCAAGCUCUGCAGAAGUUAAAGGAAUUUGGCUAUGCUUUCAAUUCGGCUGGACAAUUACGUAAAAUUGACAAGAAUACUGGAGAAGUAACUGAUGAGCCAUUCGAAUUUGAUGUUUUCAAGGAUCAUGCCAAGAAUCAGGCCCACUAUGAGAAAUUGGCUGAUCAAAUACCCGAAAUUGUCUAUGACUUGUUGGAACAGAACGGUUUGACACGAACAUACAUUCCUGAACAGGUGCCAGCCGAUGAAGCGACAUUUUUCUUCACCAAGCCAGAACAAUUGGAUAAACCGAAAAAAUUGAUUGUUAUUAUACAUGGCAGUGGUUAUGUUCGCGCCGGUCAAUGGGCCAGAAGUCUUAUAAUUAAUAAUUCCCUGGACCAUGGAACACAAAUACCAUAUAUAAAACGUGCACAAGAAUUGGGUUAUGAUAUAUUGGUGACGAAUACCAAUGAUAAUUAUCGUCUGGUUGAUGGCAAACGUAAACCCAUACAGGGUUUGAGUUCGGCUACAUCUCAUGCUGCUCAUGUUUGGGAGAAAUAUGUAAUGGCAUGCGAACCAGAAGCCGUGGCUAUUGUGGCUCAUAGUGCUGGAGGUGGUGUUACUUUGGAUUUGGCUAGACGAUAUCCUGAAUUUUUCGAAAAUAAAGUCUUUGCCAUUGCUCUAACGGAUUCGGCACAUUUUGGCAUAAGUGGUGAGAUACGUAAGAUUAUUGCGGGCAAAACAUGUAAUUGGGUAUCGAGCAGUGAACCUUUGGAUACAGAAUUGAGUUCAUCCAAAGAUGACAUUAAAAUGGUUUCAGCAGGCCAUACCAAACACGAGUGGACUUCAUAUUCAGCAUUUGAUUCGGUUUUCAAGUUUCUGGAAGAUAAAUAUGCUGAGUUUGGCGGUGAACAAAAAUGCAAAAAACAAAAACUGGAGGAAUAAACUAAAGGAAACCAUUUUUAUUAAAGAGAUUUU